Molecule: messenger RNA, 1086 nt
Organism: Argentina anserina (silverweed cinquefoil)
Lineage: Eukaryota; Viridiplantae; Streptophyta; Magnoliopsida; Rosales; Rosaceae
Product: chloride conductance regulatory protein ICln
Exons: 8
Coding region: 166-843 (225 amino acids)
Biological process (GO): chloride transport; spliceosomal snRNP assembly; mRNA cis splicing, via spliceosome
Cellular component (GO): methylosome; spliceosomal complex; pICln-Sm protein complex
Source: RefSeq, a predicted model, not a curated record
AGCCCACACCGCUAAAUAAAAUGGCGGUACAAAGAAAAUUGGCGCUCUUAAACCUCUCGAAGUCCAGUAAAACCCUAGAAAUUUGUAAGAGCAAACUCAGUCUCUCCUCUGCGUCCUCCCUACUUGUUCGAUCCAGCUUCAGUGCCCAGAAAGUGAGCAAGCAAAAUGGGGGAAGGAAUUAGAGAGUUCACUGCAAUCGUCGAGAGGGAUGGUGUUCACCAACCAAUUCUGGAUGAGCAGAAUGGCGAGGAGCUGAUGCAUGUACAGCCUGGUGUUUCUAUUGUCCUUGGUAGUCACCCUCCUCAGUCCCCCGGCACUCUUUAUAUCUCCAGCAGGCAAGUGGUUUGGUUGAGUGACACUAUCAGGACCAAAGGUUAUGCAGUGGACUUCCUGUCUAUAUCACUGCAUGCUGUAUCCAGGGACCCAGAGGCGUACACCUCUCCUUGCAUAUAUGCUCAGAUCGAAACUGGAGCUGAUGAAGAUGAGUCAGAGGGCUCAGAUUCAGAAAGUAAUGGUGUCUUGGAUCUGUCCAAGAUCACAGAAAUGAGGCUUGUUCCUUCGGAUCCUAACCAAUUGGAUUCUUUGUUUGAUGUGUUUUGCGAGUGUGCUGAGCUGAAUCCUGAACCAACUGAAGAGAAUGAAGAAGAAGAGCAUAAUUGGAUUUUCAGUGCUGACCAGUUGGAAGAUGAGGCAGCAGAAGAUGAUUCUGAGCCUUCAAUUGUAAUUGGGCAAUCUAAUGGGGAUCAUGACCUAGCUCGUAAUGUGCUUCAGCUUCAGAUCGAUGAUCAACGCUUCGAGGAUGCAGAAGAGAUGGAGCACGAUACUGACACUGCACGACACUGAUCAUCUUUCUUCAAACCUUUUGACCUGGUCCGUUUUAUGACCAUGCGCUGGUGUCUUGCUGUAUAUCUGAAGAGUUAUUGUAACUUGUUGUCUUGUCAAAGUACUCUCAAACCUCUCUGUAUUCUGUUAGUACUUAUAAAAUCGUCCUAAGAAAAUUUUAUCGACUAUUCCUUUGAUAAUGUUGUGGGAAUCGUUACUGACAGAUGAAUGUUAAAUUGUGAUAUUUAUCAUGGAUUGCUUUGA